Molecule: messenger RNA, 2270 nt
Organism: Chara braunii
Lineage: Eukaryota; Viridiplantae; Streptophyta; Charophyceae; Charales; Characeae
Source: the annotation of a GenBank genome assembly
ACAUCGAUCCUCACCCGAUUUAUUCCUACUCGUUUCUCUCAAAUUCCUAACACGUUCUUCACGGAUGAGGAAGGCGGGGAAGUGCGAUCCUGUGGCCAGAUUGAAGGAAGAGGGCAGCAGAUGCUGGGCUGUCUUCACCAGCUGCUCACUAAAAUGCACGACGUUGGGCCAGAAGUUGAGCGGCAUGUUCACAGCCGAUUCAAUUUGCAUGCUGAAGAGGACAAACUUACAACAGCUGAAACUGUCGUUCAGAUGCUGGAGAUCAGCGGGCGAGUGCAGCAGAUAAUUGAUCGGGGACGAAUGGCCCUCGAUCAAUUCAUUGCUGAGCUGCUGGCGAAGAUCUCCGAUGAAGCGGCCAAAGAAGAAGAUAAAGGGGAGGGAACCGAUUAUGCAGCUCUGCUAUGUAAGGAUCAUGGUGAGAAUCUCCGGACACUCCAGUACCUUGGCUUCUACCAGCAAGAGUGUAUGGGUUACACUGCUACAAAGCUGGGGUUGCCUUUCAGCCAAUUUGACAUCGACAAGGACUUGGAUCCGCUGUUCAAGGAGGCAUGGUGCAAGAAGCAUCCGCCACAGCUUCUUGUUCCUGGCUACGCUAUGCAACCUCCAAUUCCGAGGGUUGUGAGCACAGUGCCACAGUUGGAGGAAACUCCUGAGAGGAUGAAGCUCAUUCAAAAUGCCAUUCAGAUCGGUCAACUCAUUCAGAACCAGUGCCCUGGUUUCUUGCACAAUGCCCGACAGCACCACAUGGCAGGCUUCGCGGCAAUUGAAAUUGCCCAGACAGUGAGCAGAGUUUGGAACGAGAUGAAAAUGAAGGAGAUGAAAAUGGAGUGUGCUGCAAGGCAAAGCGGUCCAGAGGAGGCAACAGUUUCGACCAAUGGACCAGUGCUCUUGCCAUCAGCAAGGUCAAUGGCUGGCAGUCAAGCACCUGGCACUGAUUCAAACAACGCCUCAAGAGUGGAUGCAGAGGUUUCCAAUGACGGGCAAGGAGCAAUGGACGCAACUGAGAUACAGAAUGACAUUGGUACAGAAUCCAGAAAUUCAGGAGGUGGCAUUAUGCAUGAUGGGAAAACACAGGAAAGGCUCGCAGCUGUAGCAGGUCAAGAACUGAAUGGAACAGCAGCAAAGAAGACAUUCGGCUGGCGGGACUUGUAUAACAUUCCAGUCAAAUGGCGCCAGGUCUCAGAGCCAUGUGAUACAGUUGUCUGGGUCGACUUGCUGAGCAAAGAGGAGUUUGAAGCAGGUUUUGGAUCACACACACCAAUGGUACAGGGUCAAUCAAGAAUAGUUCGGUACUAUCCCAACUUUGCAAGGGCAUUUGCCCUCAUGAAGCAGACUAUGCUUGAAGCUGGGGAAGUGUACAAUGGUGCCAACAAUCCUGUGUCUGUAUCUGAUACUGUUCUCCAUGAAAGAAUCAUUGCAGCCAAAGACUGCAAGGACCUUUAUCCAAUUGUUGGGGAGGACUUCUGGGUUGUGACACCUUGUGAAGGUCUCCACACAGGAAAAGUUCUUGAGGGGACAAGAUUAACUCUCCAGAAAUCGAUGAUGCCUUCAAUACGCAAUGGCUACAACUUCUCUAUCCGGACCCCCGGAACGCCACCGCGUUGGGCAGACUAUGAUGCAGAGCUGGAAGCAGUCUGGAAGGAGCUUUGCGACGCUGUGUGUAGCAGAAAUGCAGAAGAGAUCUCCAAAGAAGAGAAGACCAGAAUACAAGAUUGUAUCUUGACACUUUCAUUUUAUUGGUAUAACUUUAUGCCUCUGGCACGAGGAACAGCAGCUGUUGGGUACAUCACCCUCCUUGGCCUCCUCAUGGCAUGUGGGCUUCAGCCAACAGCAAGAAUCCCAAAGGGUGUCCAGGUUGAUUGGGAAGCGAUUCUGACACGUCAUCCCGAGCAAUUCAUUAGCUCGAUCAGAACCUGGCUGUAUCCAUCCAUAACAGUGGUCAACGGCGCUAAGUGUGGGGCAUGUGACUCACUGCCUGUUAUCAGUGAGGCAUUACCGACACUGGCAGAUGUGAUUGGGGCUUUGAAUCGCAGUGUGAAGUUAUGACAAGAAUGCGCUGUUAGACGUUAGGAACUGAUCUUUGAAAUGAUGUUUGGAGUGAUGGUUGCUGCAUGAUAACAAUUCCACUGCUGAUUUGAGAAGGUGACCGCUUUUGUCUGGUGAUUCAGAAGCAUAUUUUGUGUUCAUCUCCUUCCAAAGCCCAGUUGGGUUUAAGGUGAAGACCUUAGGCCUUAGUGGCUACAUUCAAGGAACAAAUGUUCAACUGAGAG